AUGGUUGGUAUAUGUGGCGUUGGUGGAAUUGGAAAAACAACUUUGGCAAAAGCUAUCUAUAAUCGAAUAUUUCAACAGUUUGAUGGUAGUUGCUUCCUUUCUGACAUUAGAUCAAAAACUGAAGAAUCUGGUCUAGUCAAGCUUCAAGAGAAACUACUUAAUCAAAUCCUCAAAACUAAGGAAUUUGAAGUUGAUAAUGUUGCUGAAGGUGCUAAUCUCAUCAAAGCAAGACUUGGGUCUCAAAAGGUUCUAAUUGUUCUUGAUGACGUAGAUCAUAGAAGCCAAUUAGAAUCCUUAACAAGAGAAAGAAGUUGGUUUGGCUCUGGUAGUGUAAUAAUUAUUACAACCCGAGAUGAACAUUUGCUAUAUGGGCUUACAACAAGUGAGAUAUACCGGGCCAAACUUUUAAAUGACAAUGAAGCCCAACAACUUUUUUCUUGUCAUGCUUUUAACUGUUUUUCUCCACCACAAGAAUAUGUUGAACUGGCACAAGACAUAAUAAAAUAUUCAGGUGGGCUACCAUUAGCUCUUGUGACAUUGGGGUCACAUCUGCUAGGGAGAUCCGUUAAAGAAUGGAGAUACGAGUUCAAAAAACUAAAAGCAAUUCCUCAUGGUGAUAUUCAAAAGAUUCUCAAGAUAAGCUUUGAUGGACUUGAUGUCAAUACUCGGAGUGUUUUCCUUUGA
Molecule: messenger RNA, 684 nt
Organism: Solanum tuberosum (potato)
Lineage: Eukaryota; Viridiplantae; Streptophyta; Magnoliopsida; Solanales; Solanaceae
Product: putative disease resistance protein At4g11170
Exons: 1
Coding region: 1-684 (227 amino acids)
Biological process (GO): defense response
Molecular function (GO): ADP binding
Source: RefSeq, a predicted model, not a curated record